GAGAGAGAGAAAAAGAGGAGAAAAGCAGAGAUCUUUUUGGGGCUAUUGAUAUAGGUACAGAAAAUAAAUAAAUACCGAGUGGAAGGAGGAAGAGAGGAAGAAGAAGAAGAAGAAGAAGAAGAAGAAGAAGAAGGGCAGGCGAGUUUGUUCGUUCCCCUUUUUUUCCAUGUUAUCCUAAAUUUUCCUAACAUUGUCCUUUUUGUUUGUGAUCCCCAUGCCAUUCUCCUUUUGUCUCCUCCUCUGCCUUCAGAUCUACCAUAACCAUAACCAUAACCAUAACCAUACCCACCACCACUUCUUUUUCUUAGCUUAAUUUGGCAGAGUUUUGUUUUUGUUUCGUAAUGGGUACUGGGUGGAGAAAGGCGUUUUGUACUACAAUCCCUCGAGACUCCGAAUCCAAUAUCUCCGAGAAGCAGAGAGCGGCCUCCACCAAUCCCAAUCCGAGCCCCAGAAGCUGCGUUCGUUUGGGUUUCUUCAGCAACCCUUCAACUCCUCGAACGCAGUCACAGCCCACCACGGCCCCCGGCCUCCGCUGCCGAACCUCCCAAGACGCCGUCGAUCAUUCCAAAUCCCAACGCGGAAUUGUGGGCUCCAACCCUUCCUCUCCUCGCUCCCCUCUCAAACUCAACCUCUUCAAGAACAGCUUCAAAUUCAGAAGUAGCUGCGGAAUCUGUUUGAGUAGCGUGAAGACGGGGCACGGAACGGCCAUUUACACUGCCGAAUGUGCGCAUGCCUUUCAUUUUCCGUGCAUUGCCUCUCAUGUCAGAAACCACGCAACUCUGGUUUGCCCAGUCUGCAACACCACUUGGAAAGACGUUCCUCUCCUCGCCGCCCACAAAAAUCUCGGCCCUCAAACCAACC
This is a messenger RNA of Momordica charantia (bitter melon), 861 nucleotides long. Its product is annotated as Zinc finger (C3HC4-type RING finger) family protein. NCBI's taxonomy places the organism in Eukaryota, Viridiplantae, Streptophyta, Magnoliopsida, Cucurbitales, Cucurbitaceae. The record is from RefSeq and is a predicted model, not a curated record.